Solanum verrucosum is the source of this 1075-nucleotide messenger RNA. Its product is annotated as receptor-like protein 43. Gene Ontology annotation, molecular function: protein binding. The transcript is spliced from 3 exons. Lineage: Eukaryota; Viridiplantae; Streptophyta; Magnoliopsida; Solanales; Solanaceae. The record is from RefSeq and is a predicted model, not a curated record. Bases 57 to 980 code for a protein of 307 amino acids.
UCCCGCGAUCCUUGGUUAACUGUACAAUCUUGGUAGCUCUUGAUUUGGGGAACAACAUGUUAAAUGACACGUUCCCCAUAUGGCUGGAGAAACUUCCAAACCUACAAGUUCUGAUUCUUAAAUCAAAUCUCUUUCACGGUCCAAUUGGUGAUCUGGAGUCUGAGUUUCCAUUUCCUGAGUUACGGAUCUUUGAACUUUCCUGCAAUGGGUUCACUGGAACUUUGUCAUCUAAUCUUUUCAAAAGUUUCAGAGGCAUGAUGAAUGUGGAUGAAGAAAAAACAGCAAGUACAAGCACUGACACGGAUUACCUUUACAAUAUUAGUUUGGUGAUAAAAGGUAAUGAGUAUGAUAUGAGAAUCACGUCAAUUAUGACGAGUGUUGAUUUAUCAAGCAACAGGUUUGAAGGAGAUAUUCCAAAAUCCAUUGGAAGUCUGAGCUCACUUGUGUUACUCAACCUGUCUCACAACAGCUUCCGUGGUCAUAUUCCUGCAGAAUUUGCAAAGUUGCAGGCGCUCGAAGCAUUAGAUCUCUCAUGGAACAGACUCAUUGGGGAAAUUCCAGGUCCAUUGUCGAGUUUGACAUUUCUUGAGGUCUUAAACCUUUCCUACAAUCAUCUGGCUGGGCGCAUUCCUAUUGGGAAACAGUUCAAUACAUUUCCAAAUGAUUCGUAUUGUGGAAAUCCUGAUUUGUGUGGAUUUCCACUGUCAAAAGAAUGUGGAAACAAUAAUGAAUCACCACUUGAACACAAUGAUGAUGAUGAUGAUGAUUCAUUUUUUAUGAGCGGGUUCACAUGGGAAGCUGUUGUAAUAGGUUAUGGUUGUGGUAUGAUAUUUGGAUUGUUGAUAGGAGGCCUAAUGUUUCUAUUGGAAAAACCAAAAUGGUAUGUGAAAUUUGCUGAAGAUAUUGCUCAACAAAUUGCUGCUAAGAAGCGAACAAGGCAAAAGAAGAGACGUCAAAGACGUGGUCUUAGAAUGAAUUAGCAAUAUACCAGAGGUUACUGGAGAGUUGCACAAAUUAAUUAGCAAGUUAGUGUUGAUGUUCUGGCAAAUAUCAAUGGAUGCAUCUGUUUGUUCAC